AUGACUUCUGAUCUACUCCAGAACGUGCAGUCUGGCUAUGCAGCUGCCCCAGAGCAACUGGCAAGUAACUUCAGUAAGCAUUCAGACGAGGCAUUGGUACAGGAGAUGGAAAGCAUAACCAAUCCACCGAAUUUGCAAGGUUACAUACCAUUCCGAUCAGUGAAGAACCGAGCCGCUAACACCGAACCAGGUAAGGAAGUCGACGAGUUAUAG
This is a messenger RNA of Anisakis simplex (herring worm), 213 nucleotides long. Lineage: Eukaryota; Metazoa; Nematoda; Chromadorea; Rhabditida; Anisakidae. The record is from the annotation of a GenBank genome assembly.